AUGUACUAUUUGAGGUGCACAAUGAUUGGCCCGAAAAGUAUGACGUCACUCCCCCUAUAAAUAAGAGAUGCGCGCAGGAAUAUAUCAUUCUUCUGUGUGUUGGCCCUCCGGCUCGUCUGAAGCCAGCAGCGUGCGUCCUUCAUCGCCCCAGCGCAGAAAACUUGCCGGGAAAAAGGCCACGUCGUUGCCGGAAAAAGGCCAGGAGAAUGCCGGCGGGAGACUCGCUACUACACGAUACGGUGCCGCAGCUCAAGCUCGUGACGGCAGCUCGUACUCUCCCGGUUCUCAGGAACCGGGACGUGCUGGUUCACGCGUGGCGUUCUCCCCCACCCGUAACGACCCUUGUAAGAAGUUUCGGACUUCAGGGAUCUUCAGAUGCGGCAGGUACGACAAAAGAUGUAGCAGCGAGUGGUGGCGCAAGAACAGCAGCCUGUCAGCCUCUCUUAGGCCCCCUCACCCUCCUCGCCAUUCCGGACACUUAAGUGCCACAAGGAAAGGACAGCUCAUGAAGACGGUACAGCCCGGGCAGGCACCGGCGAGUGCCGCGGGUAGAGCUCACGAAGAUGGUAAGGCCCGGGCAGGCACCGGCGAGUGUCGCGGGUAGAGCUCACGAACGACGAAGAUGGUAAGGCCCGGGCAGGCA
Molecule: messenger RNA, 643 nt
Organism: Branchiostoma floridae (Florida lancelet)
Lineage: Eukaryota; Metazoa; Chordata; Leptocardii; Amphioxiformes; Branchiostomatidae
Exons: 2
Coding region: 68-604 (178 amino acids)
Source: RefSeq, a predicted model, not a curated record